AUGACGUUGGAACUGGCGACUAAAGUCUCGUUUAAACUCAACACCGGCAACGAGAUCCCGGCCCUCGGACUCGGCACCGUCCCCCCUGACGACCCUUCCACCGUUAAGGACCAAGUGCUUGCCGCGGUAAGAGCCGGCUACCGCCAUAUCGAUACCGCCUGGUAUUACGGCACGGAAAAGUAUAUUGGCCAAGCCUUACAGGAGUUGUUUAACGAAGGGUAUAAGCGUGAGGACUUGUUUAUCACCACCAAGGUGUGGCCGCUGUACUGGCACUCGCCGGAGAAACUGUUGGACACGUCGCUUAAGGACUUGCAAUUGGACUAUGUCGACUUAUUCCUCCACCACUGGCCGAUUUUGGUCGAUGGUGACGAAAACGGCCAGCCAUCGAUGCCGAGAAACGACGACGGCACCCCUAAAUUACUUGACGAUCCGGUUAACGGUACAAAGUACAUUGGAGUGUACCAUGAACUUGAACGGAUCUAUAAAGAAACCGAUAAAGUGAAGCAGAUUGGGGUAUCCAAUUACUCGAUCCCUAAGCUCAGACAACUUUUAAAAGAAGCGAAGGUGGUCCCCGUGGUCAACCAGAUCGAGUACCACCCUCAAUUGCCCCAACAGGACCUUGUCGAUUUCUGUCAGGAACACGGCAUUCUCAUUGAGGCCUACUCUCCUGUCGGGGCCGAGGGAGCUCCGGUACUUGAGCUUAAAGAGAUUAAACAGCUUGCCGCCAAGUACCAGUGUACGGAAAACCAGGUGGCCAAUGCCUACCAUAUUUUACAGGGGAGAGUGACGCUUCCUCGGCUGUCGAAUCUCGAUAGAAUUAGGGAUAACACUCAGAUCCCUAAACUCACUAAGGAGGAAUUGGCAUCGUUAUACAAGGCCGGCGAAGCGAACCCGGUGAGACACCACAACGAGGACUGGGGGUACGGGCUCGGUUUCCGCUGGUGGCAGGGCGACACCUUGUCUAAGCAAUUUGAUUAG
Molecule: messenger RNA, 978 nt
Organism: Diutina rugosa
Lineage: Eukaryota; Fungi; Ascomycota; Pichiomycetes; Serinales; Debaryomycetaceae
Exons: 1
Coding region: 1-978 (325 amino acids)
Cellular component (GO): cytosol
Molecular function (GO): aldose reductase (NADPH) activity
Source: RefSeq, a predicted model, not a curated record